CCAUUUUCAGUUUGUAUGCUAGAAUUUUCUUUUUCCAGAGAACAUGAUGUACCAUACCAUGUGAGAGUAUCGAUUAACAACAAAAUCUUUGUAGGAUCAUGGUAUUCAAUACAAACCCGAGGUCAACAUGGUAUCCCUGUUAUUACAAAGCGAGAUGAUCUUAUCGAUAGGCCAGACAUGAUCGUGCUUGCAUUUGAUAUCGAGACAACAAAAUUACCUCUCAAAUUUCCUGAUGCCAGCACAGAUCAGAUUAUGAUGAUUUCAUACAUGAUUGAUGGGCAAGGCUACUUGAUUACCAAUCGAGAAAUAAUUUCUGCUGAUGUGGAUGAUUUUGAGUACACCCCGAAACCAGAAUUUGAAGGAUUUUUUACUAUUUUCAAUGAGCAAGACGAAGCAUCGCUAUUGAGAAAAUUCUUUGAGCACAUAAUGGAGGUAAGGCCUCAUAUUUUUGUUACCUACAAUGGUGACUUUUUUGACUGGCCAUUUGUUGAAACUCGAGCUGGGUUUUACAACCUGAAUAUGAAGCAGGAAAUUGGGUUUUCUAAGAACAACGAAGGGAUUUAUUCAUGCAGAACUGCCAUCCAUAUGGACUGCCUUUGUUGGGUGAAGCGUGAUUCUUAUUUACCUGUUGGAUCUCAGAAUUUAAAGGCAGUGGCCAAGGCCAAACUCCGUUAUGAUCCUGUUGAGCUUGACCCUGAAGAAAUGUGUCGCUUGGCUGCAGAUGAGCCCCAAGUUUUGUCGAAUUAUUCAGUCUCUGAUGCUGUGGCUACGUACUACUUGUACAUGAAGUACAUACAUACUUUUAUCUUUGCACUCUGCACAAUCAUUCCAAUGGAACCUGAUGAGGUCCUCAGAAAAGGUUCAGGGACAUUGUGUGAAACACUGUUGAUGGUUGAAGCAUUUCAUGCAAAUAUAGUCUUUCCAAAUAAGCAAGAGACAUCAUUCAACAAAAUGACUGAAGAUGGGCAUGUCCUAGAGCAAGAAACUUAUGUUGGUGGACAUGUUGAAGCAUUAGAAUCCGGAGUUUUUCGUGCAGAUGUACCGUGUCGUUUCAAAAUGGUACCAGCAGCUUUUGACGCCCUAAUGGGAACAGUAGAGCAUGCUCUUAAGCAUGCAAUUGAAGAGGAGGAAAAAAUUCCUGUGGAAACUGUUCUAAAUUUUGAUGAAGUUGCUGCAGAUAUAAAAGCAAAGCUCCGAUCUCUACGAGAUACACCCAUUAGAAUAGAGUGUCCAAUUAUUUACCAUUUAGAUGUUGGUGCCAUGUACCCAAAUAUCAUUCUGACCAACAGACUGCAACCAUCAGCAAUGGUAGAUGAUGCAACAUGUGCUGCUUGUGACUUCAAUAAACCGGGUGCCAAGUGCCAAAGGAAAAUGACAUGGAUGUGGCGCGGAGAAAUCAUUCCAGCUAGUCGUAAUGAAUAUGUCAGAAUUCAGCAUCAACUUGAAACAGAAAAAUUCCCUCCAAAAUAUCCUGGAGAGCCUCAGCGUGCGUUUCACCAACUAACUCGAGAAGAGCGUGCUACUGUUGAAAAAAAGCGACUUCAAGAAUACUCACGGAAAGUUUACAAAAAGACCCACACCACUAGAAUUGAGGAGAGGGCAACAACAGUUUGUCAAAAGGAAAAUUCUUUCUAUGUUGACACUGUCAGAGCUUUCAGAGAUCGAAGAUAUGAGUACAAAGCUCUUACAAAGAAAGCUAAAAAACAGGUUGCAGAAGCUCUUGAAAAAAAUGAUGCUGGAGAGAUAAAAUCUGCGAAAAAUCGUGAAGUUUUGUAUGACUCUUUACAAAUAGCUCACAAAUGCAUCCUGAACUCUUUUUAUGGUUACGUCAUGCGGAAAGGCGCCAGAUGGCAUAGUAUGGAGAUGGCUGGAAUAGUGUGUCACACUGGAGCUAAUAUCAUCACAAGAGCUAGAGAAAUCAUUGAAAAAGUUGGUCGACCACUUGAAUUAGAUACAGAUGGUAUUUGGUGUGUUUUACCUGCAUCUUUUCCAGAAAAUUAUGUGAUUAAUUCCACACAUCCGGGCAAAAGUAAAAUUACCAUCUCUUACCCAAAUGCUGUACUGAAUUCCAUGGUGAAGGAAUAUUUUACUAAUCACGUUUAUCAUGAACUGACGGAUCCGAAAACUCUCAGCUAUGAAACUCGCAGUGAGAACUCAAUUUUCUUUGAAGUUGAUGGUCCUUACCUAGCUAUGGUGUUACCAGCAUCCAAAGAAGAGGGAAAGAAGCUCAAAAAACGCUAUGCCGUUUUCAAUUUUGAUGGAUCUCUGGCUGAAUUGAAAGGGUUUGAGGUAAAACGAAGAGGUGAAUUGCAACUCAUCAAAAUUUUCCAGUCCUCAGUUUUUGAAGCAUUUUUGAAAGGGAAAACUUUGGAGGAGUGCUAUAGCCAUGUGGCAAAAGUAGCGGACUAUUGGCUUGAUGUUCUUUAUAGCAAGGCUUGCAACAUGCCUGACUCGGAACUGUUUGAGCUCAUUUCCGAAAAUCGCUCCAUGUCAAAGAAAUUGGAAGAUUAUGGUGGUCAAAAAUCAACAUCAAUUAGCACUGCUAAAAGACUUGCUGAAUUUUUAGGGGAUCAAAUGGUCAAAGAUGCAGGGCUUGCCUGCAAGUUUAUCAUAUCUAAAAAGCCUGAAGGGUUUCCUGUGACUGAUCGUGCUGUACCGCUAGCCAUUUUUCAAGCUGAGUCCAGUGUCAAAAGACAUUUCUUACGGAAAUGGCUGAAGGAUGGAACCUUAAAUGAUGUUGAUAUCAGAGAAGUAUUAGAUUGGGAUUAUUACAUUGAGCGCAUUGGAAGUGCUAUACAAAAAAUUAUCACGAUUCCUGCUGCCUUACAAGGGUUACCAAACCCGGUACCAAGAGUUCAGCAUCCAGAUUGGCUUCAUAAAAAGAUUCUUGAAAAAAAUGAUACUCUGAAGCAACGGAAAAUCAACGAAUUGUUCACGUAUCAAGCAAAACCUGUGGUGGAAUCCAUGCCUACAUGCAGUCAAGUGAUGCCCGAGGAUGAACCUACCGUUCAAGAUAUUGAAGAUGGUCCCAAACCAAGUAAAAUUGUAGUGGACAAACAGAUCACAGCGAAAGUCAACAAGAGGAAAAGAACUGAGUCACCUGUUCAAGACCCUCUUACAUGGCAAGAUGCUUUUGGACGUCCACCCUCGAUUGGGACUUCCAGGAAAGCAUUUUUGAAAUGGUUAAAGUACAUGAAAAAGAAAUGGGCCUGGCAAAGAGAAAAUCGCCUAAAAGUGAUAAACGUUUCUCAUGCUCUGCAUGAUGAUUUUGGCCAAGUUGAAGAAGUAGCACACAAAAGACGCAAGGGAGUGGCUCCUGGAGCUCUCAGUAAUUUUUUAAUGAAGACCCAAAGGACAUUGCUUGACUCAGCCUGGCAUAUUUUACAGUUGCAAGAAACUAAUGAGCCAGGCGUUUUGAAAGUCCACAUGGUCGUAAAUGGUGAAAUGCAUCAGACAAAGCUGAUAGUCCCUCGAAUAUUUUAUGUCAACCAGCGCACUCCGAGAGAUGAAACUCCAAAUUGCUCCUUCAGGAAAUGUCAUAGAAUCCUUCCCAGAGCACAACCUGUCUUCAAUUUGUACCAGUACAGAGUGGACGAAUCUAAAUUUCAGAAACAUUCACGACAACUAAUGAAAGAUUUAUGUAAUGUGAACAUUGAAGGAAUAUACGAGACUCAAAUCACUCCAAUUUUGCGGGUUAUUAUUGAGCUGGGCAGUGUUUGCAGCGUCGAUCGAAAUUUUGCUAAACACCUCGUUGUUGCUGGCAAGUCGAAUUUGUCAACAUUUUCACUGGAACAUUUAGUUGCUUGUCCCACAGUCAAUUAUUUGCCCUCUAAUUACUACUCUCGUUUGAACCAGAUUUAUCUCUACUAUCAUAAAGCCCCAACCGGAUCAAAAGCAAUGAUUGGCCUCUUUUUAUCACCAAAAAAAAAAGCUGAAAUAUAUGUUCUGGAUGGAUCACAAAACAACCGCAUGCCGAAUCUCACUAAUUUGUACUCUGCAGAAAGAAGAGCUAGAGUAUCAAAAGGAAGUCCCGAAGAAUUGUUACCCGCAAAGGAUGUUUCAUUUGAAGUUCACAUUGAGACGCAACCUCUACGUGCAUACCGUGCAAUUGGUCGUGCUUUAAGAGCAUAUAAAGAUGAAGUGAAAGGACCUACUGUAUUGGUUGUUCAGUCACUAGUUGAUAUUGCUGCUCUAAAAAUCCAUAUUCCUGAUAUGACAGAUUUUCCAGUCAUUCCAUUUCCAAUUAAUGAAGUUGAAGAAGACCUGUACCUAGACCCUUUCAACUGGCAGAGACAUAGUAGCCAGACACUCCUGAAGUAUUAUUUGAACAGCGGUGCAAGUACAAGUUUCGCCGUUGAACAGGCGCGCUAUACCAAAAUACCCAUCUGUAACAUACCACCUGCAGUUGAUAAGUCUCGAUUAUUUUCAGCGGACGUCUUAUUUGCGCGGCAGCUGAUGGAAAAUAACUUUGUACUAUGGAUAUCAGGCAGUGAUUUGACAGCACCAGAUUUUGGAACAGGAAUUUUUGCAGAGGACCACAGAAACCAAACAGAAUUCGAAGAUAACAGCAACAUGAUGAUUAACAAUUCGGGAUGUUACACUUUCAUGAGUUUAGAACUGGACAUCGAGGGUCUUGCUGUAAAUGCAAUGCUUCAGUCUCAUCAUGUGCAAGAUGCCGAAGGUACUAAUUUUGCUGUCGCCUUUGAUCAAAUGCCACAGUCAUCCUUGGAAGAUAUGGUCACUGCUGUGAAACACUCUUUGCCCAGCUAUGACGAGUCAGCUCUGUGUAGCUCAGCCUUUCGAAUUUUACGAGCAACUGUCAAUACGUGGCUUCGAGAUGUCGUACAGCAUAAAAAUGCUUUUGCUGAUCUGCAAUUAGUUCAAUUUUACAGGUGGGUGUCAUCUCCAACAUCGCUUCUGUAUGACCCAGCUAUCCACCGCACUCUGUGUAAAUUAAUGAAAAAGCUUUUCAUGCAGCUUAUUGCUGAAUUUAAACGUCUCGGCUCUGUUGUGAUCAAUGCUAACUUUAACAAAAUUCUCAUUUGUACAAAGAAAAGAUCUCUAAAGGAUGGUGUUGGAUAUAUUGAAUUUGUAGUGCGAAACAUCAGGAACAAAGAAAUAUUUCAUUACAUCGAAUUGCUCUAUCGUAAAAGCUCCUGGGAAUACCUUUUAUGGUAUGAUCCAUAUAAUUUCGGUGGCAUCCCUACAAAAAUGCCAGAGAAUUUAUUAAGUGUCGGUGAGAACAACAAUCUAGACGAAUUAUUUGCAGAGCAAUGUGAAGCAAUCCCUGAUCAGAGUUCAAACUUAAGUUUUACGAGCAAUUUGAAAGGAAAAAAGGAUUUCUCAGAUUCUAAGCUUGAGCAAGAGGGAACACUAAUAGAUGAAGAAAAAAAUGAAGAAAAUGAGAUAAGGAACAAGACUAAAUAUUCUACUGGAAAGGGAAGUGUUGAAUUGAACUUUCAUAUGGUUGAACAUUUACCAGAGAUGUUUCAAAAUCAGUUUAGGAACAUUAUCGGUGGUUAUAUAGGCUUGAUUUUUGAUUUCUUAUCUGAAAACGUAGGGAAGCAAAAUGCAGAUGAUUUACUGAAUAAUCGAAAAUUGCUAUCCUCUCAAUUAAGUCAGAUAACACAGUCAGUUCCCCUCGGCACUAAUUCAUUUGAAGCUGCUAAAGAGUAUGCUCAACACUUAAUUAAAACAGAAUUAACGCCAAAAUUACUAGCAUUAGUGCAGAAAUUAGACCAAAAAUUCCCCAAGUAUCAGAUUGAUAAUAAUCUAGUUCCAGGCAUAAAACUGCAAGAAAUCAAACCAUCACUUGAAUUUAUAAAAGUUGUCACACAAGUGUUAAGUUUAGAUCCAUCAAUAUCUAAUGAAAUUCAAAAGUUGCGGAGCUUCGCUUUCCAAAUGAUUGGAACCAGUGCCUUCAGCAAUGAAUCUCAAUUCUUUGAUCCAUUCAUCAACAUUCUAAUUCCAGAGAUCAUCUGUGAUUACUGCAAUUAUUCACAUGAAAUCAAUGUCACAAAAGAAAUCCACAAAAAGAAAACGGAAGAUGGAUUUUUUGUUUGGUUCUGCCCUUUUUGCAAAUCUAAUUAUGAUAUGGAGACCAGAAUUCAAAACACUCUGAUAGAUUCUGUGCAUACUAAGUUAAUGACUUAUUCUUUACAAGAUUUAAUUUGUUCUACUUGCCGGCAAAUAAAACUGGACAAUCUAAGUGAAAGCUGUGAAUGUGCUGGAAAAUACAAUUUGUUAUUCCAGUACAAAGAAGUUUAUCAAUUUUUAUCUACUAUCUGUAAUAUAGCCUACCAGUUCAAUAUGCUUCUACUCCAAGAGCUGUGUCAAAACUAUUUGAAAAUGAAUUACUCCUAAUCAUUGUGAUAGAACUUUUGUUGUUUGUAUCCUUCAUUAAGAAUCUAAUGAUAUCUUACAUUUUAGUUCAAACAAAUUUUUAUUUGAUUUUUAUCUACAUUGUUCCUCCUUAGCACUAAAACCAACGUUAAAUCAAGUUCAAACUUUGGUAAACUUUAGAGGUUCGCGAAGCUUCGCAUUUUGCGAAGCGAAGCGAUAAUUACGCGAUAAUGAACGCGGUAAUUCCAAUUUUCGCGCUCUUUUGGAUACGAUGCCGAAUGCCUAUGCUUGAUGGAUAAUUCGUCCGCGUGAACCGGUUCUUUGCGCAUGCACUUGCGGCCGCUCCGCGUUAUUUAGCGCCUUUUCUUGAGGACUCUGCCUGGUCAGCGUUCAUAAGUAAGUAUUUUGUACUGAACUCAAACUGUAUGAACAUUUGUAACAAAUGUUCAUCUUAUUUGUUCUUAUGAGACUUUUUUACUUUGCGUUCUCGAAUAAACUUAAUAAAGUUUUUUGAAAAGCUUAAA
This is a messenger RNA of Bemisia tabaci, 6866 nucleotides long. The record is from RefSeq and is a predicted model, not a curated record. Lineage: Eukaryota; Metazoa; Arthropoda; Insecta; Hemiptera; Aleyrodidae.